AUGUCUCAACUUUCAUCAGGAAUCUGUCGUCGGCUCAAUGAGGCUCCUCAGGACGAGAUAGACCAGCUUGCUUCUGGCCAUACCGUGCAACUGCUUUCUAUUAAGAAAGUGGCCCCCACACCAAGCUCAACAACCGCAACCGACAGGUAUCGCAUUAUCAUUUCCGAUGGCGUCCACUUUGUCCAAGCGAUGUUAGCUACUCAGCUGAAUGAUCUCGUAACGACGGGAGACAUAAACAAAAACACUGUCGUCAUCAUUGACAAGCUGGCCUGUAAUUUCGUGCAGGACAAAAGAUUGAUCAUUAUUCUUGACCUCCACGUUGUAUCACGGAAUGAAGAGAAAAUCGGGGCUCCUACUGCCCCUCCUUCCACCUCCGACGCCCCUGCCCCAGCUGUCGCACAGGCUGCAUCCUCAUCCGUUGCUUCACCGAUAACUUCUUCCUCUACUGCUCAGGCGAAGCAGCCCCAGCCCCGCACCGGCCCAUCCGGCAGAGGGGGCAGGUCAGUGUACCCCAUUGAAGGCCUUAGUCCUUACCAGAACAAUUGGACCAUCAAAGCUCGAGUCACCCAAAAAUCUGAUAUCAGGACUUGGUCAAAUCAACGUGGAGAGGGGAAACUUUUCAAUGUCACACUAAUGGACGAAUCCGGCGAGAUUCGUGGUACCGGUUUUAAUACAGUUGUCGACGAACUAUACGAAAAGUUCGAGGAAGGCAAAGUCUAUUACAUUUCCAAAGCUCGAGUGAAUCUCGCAAAGAAGAAAUUCUCGAAUCUUCAGAAUGAUUACGAGUUGAGCCUUGAGAAGAACACCGAAGUUGAAGAGUGCCUGGAGGCCGCUAGUGUGCCUAUGAUGAAGUAUAACUUCGUGUCAUUGUCUUCCUUGGAAGAAUUACAGAAGGACCAUACUUGCGAUGUUAUUGGAGUUGUCAAAGAAGUUGGCCCCCUCAGCGAAAUCACAUCGAAAGCGACGAACAGGACAAUUCCGAAACGUGAUUUGACCAUUGUCGACACAUCGCAAUUCUCUGUUCGCUUGACAUUGUGGGGAAAACAAGCAGAACAGUUCGCGGCCGACGAUCUUCCUGUCGUUGCGUUCAAAGGCGUUAAAGUUGGUGACUUUGGAGGUCGCACUCUCUCCAUGGUCAGCUCAAGCAUCAUGUCAAUAUCGCCUGAUAUCGAAGAAGCACAUUUGCUACGGGGAUGGUACGAUGGUAUCGGUACUGAAAAAACAUUCCAGUCGCAUACGAGUGCUUCAUCCGGUGCCUCCUUUGGUGGUUUCAAUCGCAAUGAGAUGCGCCAUCUUAGCGACGUUAAAGAGUCGCAACUCGGCAUGUCCGACAAGGCAGAGUUCUUUUCCACUCGCGCCACCAUUAUGCACAUCAAGAGCGAAAGCAUAUCUUAUCCUGCCUGUCCCACUCAAGGUUGCAGCAAAAAGGUCGUUGAGGUAGGCGACGGAUGGAGGUGCGAAAAAUGCGACAAAUCUUUCGAACGACCGGAACAUCGAUAUAUCAUGUCGAUGGCAGUGGCCGAUUGGUCGGGUCAGGCGUGGUUGCAGGGCUUCAACGACGCUGGUCUAGUCGUUUUCGGGAAGACCGCAGAUGAAGUUCUUGAAGCCAAGGAACGUAACGAAGCAGAGUACAACGCUAUCAUGGCACAGGCCAGUGGCGUCACAUUCAAUUUCAGUUGCCGUGCAAAGCAGGACACAUACAACGACACAACUCGUGUCCGCUACGGGAUAUCGAGAAUCACUGCUCUCGAUUAUCGUGAGGAAGCCAAGCAUCUCGUUGACCUUCUCAAAUCUUCAUGGGCUCAAUGA
Molecule: messenger RNA, 1809 nt
Organism: Suillus clintonianus
Lineage: Eukaryota; Fungi; Basidiomycota; Agaricomycetes; Boletales; Suillaceae
Exons: 9
Coding region: 1-1809 (602 amino acids)
Biological process (GO): DNA replication; DNA repair; DNA recombination
Cellular component (GO): nucleus
Molecular function (GO): DNA binding
Source: RefSeq, a predicted model, not a curated record